This is a messenger RNA of Puccinia triticina, 1557 nucleotides long. RefSeq lists its product as uncharacterized. Gene Ontology annotation, biological process: nucleoside transmembrane transport. The record is from RefSeq and is a predicted model, not a curated record. Gene Ontology annotation, molecular function: nucleobase transmembrane transporter activity; nicotinamide riboside transmembrane transporter activity. Bases 1 to 1557 code for a protein of 518 amino acids. Gene Ontology annotation, cellular component: fungal-type vacuole membrane; plasma membrane. Lineage: Eukaryota; Fungi; Basidiomycota; Pucciniomycetes; Pucciniales; Pucciniaceae. The transcript has 5 exons.
AUGUCAGCGAGAUCAACACAGACUUCAGCCGGCACCACAGAUGGGAUCCAUGGCUCGCCCUCGAUAGACUUCACCCAUGAAUCCACCACUUUGUACGAGCCCGAGGCGGACCGACGCGUGCACCAGCAGCAGCCAGAUACGGAGCACGAGAGCUACGCGGCUCGUCUGAAGGCGCCCGACAAAUCUCAGGAACUGCUGGCCUACCUCGUCUUCUUCAUCCUUGGCUCCUCUUUCCUCCUCCCAUGGAACUCGAUGCUCGUUUCGACCACCUACUUUGGUUCCCGUCUGGCCGGUCAUCGGUUCCAGUUCAACUACAUGAAUUGGAUUACCGUCGUCUUCACUAUCGCCAACGUCGUCUUCAUCUCUCGUGCCACCUCUACACAGCAAAAUAACAAAAACCCCACGAUUCGUAUAACCAUGUCUCUGUUGCUCAUCACCUCUCUCUCCAUCAUCCUCUUGAUUUCGACCCGAUACAUAGUAUUCGAUCCGAGUUGGUUUUUCGGAUUUUUAAUAGCUGUGACGCUUGCUGAAGCGUUAGGGUCCUCGUAUCUACAAACAAGCGUCAUCGGACUCUCGGCAUGGUUUGGAUCAACUUAUCUGCAGGCCAUCCUAUCCGGACAAGGUGCAAUUGGAGUGCUAGUCAGCAUGGUCCAAUUAUUGGUGAAUAUCAAGGAACUCGAUUCCGGUCCAUCAAACCCUGGCGACACGGCAGGACAUAUCCGACAGAGCUCGUAUACGUUUUAUGGGCUAUGUACCGGAUUCUCUAUCCUUGCGUUGCUCUGUUUUCUGGUAUUGCUCAAACUACCGAUUUACAAACUGGCCAUCGAACGAAAACAUUCAGCAAGAAAUUCACACCAAGACUCAAGACGUGAAGAUUCAGUUGAACAACCCUUACUAUCCCCAUCAGUCGAUCUACUAUCCGAAAGUUUCACUCCACUUCCAACAGGUCCCGACCUCUUAGUGGUCGAACGAAAGAUCAGGCUGCUCGGCUUCAGUAUCUUUUAUAACUUUUUCAUCACCCUGGCCGUUUUUCCCUCCAUUACGGGGUUCAUCCUCUCAUCUAAUGACCCGGACCGCGCGCAUAUCGGCGCUUUAGCAAUCACAUCGAACAGCUCUCGAUUCUUGAACAACUGGUACAAGCCGACGAUCUUCAUUCCUCUCCAUUUUGUGAUCUUCAAUCUGGGAGAUUGGACUGGUAGAGUGCUGCCUCAACUCUUUGCCGGAUUCUCGCAGCGAUUGGUCAAGAAGAAAACUGCCUUGUAUACGUUGAGCGCGAUGCGGACGGUGUUUAUUCCUCUGUUCUUGGUCUGUAAUGUCGAUUAUAGCUCGAUUAUACUCUUGAGGAGUGAUCUAAUUUACUUGCUCAUAUUGACUUGCUUCUCAAUCUCCAACGGAUACCUAUCCGCACUCAUCAUGACUGCUGGGGUUCUCGAACCUACCUUAAAACCCAACGAAGUUGACGUGGCCGCAACAUGUUUAUCAUUUUAUCUCACCUCAGGGCUGGCAGCUGGUAGCUUGAUCAGUUUUGGCGUCAAGGCAAUUGUAUUUAUUCUGUAA